GGCGAGCUCGUCGACUCCCAUCGGCGAAUUCGUCCUCAGACGGCGAUGGACGCCAAAGACUACCUCCAGUACAACCUGACUAUCCGCCUCGGUUCCCUGCUUGCUUUGCCAUCCAAGUUUCUCCACCGUCUCCGGCGAAUUGAUGACCUUCUGAAUCACGAUCUCGAUGUUCAGUCAGCGGCACUCAGCAUUCCGAUGCCCGUAACAACUUCAUUUCACAGUGGGGUUUCAGACGUGGCGCGCCCUCCCCCUUCUCGUUCAAGUCUCUCCUACGAAAUUACGACAAUGCCGGGUCCGUUCGCAUUCAUGACCUCGGGCUAUGCGCUUGGUCUCAUUGCUCUGGCAUUGCUGUUAAAUCGCAUCCAGCAUAUUGUUGUGCCACCGCGACGUUCGCUAGCUUACAGGAUUGUGCGCAGCCGUCGAUCGGUGUUUCACGCUCUAUUCUAUUCAUUCUUUCCCGUGGAUCUGUCUUCAACUGCAUACCGCUUCACUUUGCGCAUUCCGUCAUUAUACUUAUUAUACAAGUCCCUUGCACUGCUUUUCGUAAUACUCCUUCAAGUUUCCAACCUCUUUCCGUCUGCAAAAAUCAGCUGGUUGCAGCGUCUCGGUGGGUGGGCUGAGCGGAAAGAGAUGGAGGAUGUAUGCUGGUCUAUAUUCGGAACCGUCUGCACGGCACUCGUGGUCGGUGCCCUUACACGGGGACUGGAAGGAUUCAACUCCUCGAAUACCCAACCGUUCAAUAUAUUUGGCUAUGCAAUGCUGCUGCAUAUUUAUUCAAUGCCAGUGACACAUGCAAAUAGAAGUACUCCGACUAGGCCAGAUAUCAAUGUUCUCCUCACACUGCUGUUUCCUCUGCUACAGCUAGCAUUGGUACAUUCCCUCGGCAUAAGGAAGAAGUGGGCAAAAUAUCGUCUAGUGCCUACCACUAUUUGCUCGCUUGCGACAAUCAUUCAUUUCAAUGCCGUUCUUUUCACCAAACCGGCAUCCUAUCCAAUGCUCAAUUACUUGCCGUGCCUUCUUGAGACCUUGCUUCUUCUCAUUACGCUUCUUACAAUUACCUUGAAUGCUCUCACGCAGCUACUCCUGGAAGGAGAGAUCACCCGCCCUCUCUUUGGCCAUGCACAGACCUUGGCUCCAAAAUGGGACGAAGAUUUUGCGAUUGCCCUAUUACGGCUUGGUACCGCCAGUUUGGAGGCCACAAAUGUUGCGGGCUUGGGAAACGAAGUUGGACCUAUUACUAUCGGUGACUCUCAAUUGGUGGAUGCACAAGUGAAGAAGGACCGAUUGGACAGUGAAGGCACGAUCCAUUUGAAUAGCGCAGGAGUUGUUUCCAUAACCCGUGUGCCUGUUGCGAAGGGCGGGAGCCACAAUAAAGGUGGAUUUGGGAACGAAAUAAAAAACGUAAAGGUGAAGAACUCCGAGGAUGACUGGCUCAUUGACCACUUAUGGUUGCGAGAGCUCACGCGAUUUGGCUUGAGCCUCUUCUCUGUCGUUCGCGGGUUGUUCAGGUUCUUCCUUUGGCUUAUCUGGUAUAAAUGGAAGGGUAUUGGUUUAAGGCGACCGACCGUGGAUGCAGACGCACGAUUAUCUGGUGACACAUCUGUCAGCAAUUUUGUUCAUGCCGACUUCCGUCAAAGAGACACAUCCGAUGAUGUUUACAGCCGCUUCCUCAGGGGAGAAGAUGUCAGCGACGAUGAAGAGGAGUACAGUCCGACGCGGGAUCAUGCACUGUUAGGCAGUUCUCCGGACGAUGCUGGGCAGAAUUCCGAAGAGGGGGAAGAAGAACCAGAUACAGAGAACGACGAUUCAGACGAUGGUAACGGUCUAGAGACUGCGCGUCUGUACAGCGACCUCCUCACUAACUCCGCGACAUCUUCAUCUAUCUCUCCCGGUCCCGUACUCAUUGCUCACAUGACGUCGGAUUAUGCUUCGCCAUUAACGCGUCGCCGUUACAAUGAGCUCGUCGCUCUUCCUCAUAACCAGCUCACUUCUGACACCGCAAUAGAGCAGGGUAAAGACGAGUUUGGAGAUUUCAUCCGUGACAGGCGUGUGCGUGCGAGUACUGUGGGCACUGGGACGAGUUCGGUGGGAGAUCUCUCGCAGGACGGGCGGAUGAAUUGCGUGAUCUGCACAUCAGAGCCGCGGGAGAUCAUUUGCUGGCCUUGCAGAUGCCUUGCGUUGUGCAAUGACUGUCGAGAGAAUCUGGCUUCUCGCGUCUCGGCAUCGAAACACAUGUGUCCUUGCUGUCGUCGAAAUGUCGAGGGAUAUUCAAGGAUCUACAUUCCGUGAUGACCGAAGUCACCACUGGCGGUCUGUCAGGUAGAAAAUACACCUUCCACCCAAUAAAUCUGUAUAAGUAAAUUAUCUAUCGCACUCUGUCUUGUAUUGCAUUCUGGAAGAGGAGCAUGUAACUACUUAGGAAUAGCUGUCGUUGAUUUGAGAAAAGAAAAAGCAUAUUUGUGUAAAG
This is a messenger RNA of Fomitiporia mediterranea MF3/22, 2467 nucleotides long. RefSeq lists its product as uncharacterized. Gene Ontology annotation, biological process: ubiquitin-dependent protein catabolic process; protein ubiquitination. The record is from RefSeq and is a predicted model, not a curated record. The transcript is spliced from 5 exons. NCBI's taxonomy places the organism in Eukaryota, Fungi, Basidiomycota, Agaricomycetes, Hymenochaetales, Hymenochaetaceae. Bases 46 to 2289 code for a protein of 747 amino acids. Gene Ontology annotation, molecular function: ubiquitin protein ligase activity.